Messenger RNA from Chenopodium quinoa (quinoa), 2545 nucleotides. Its product is annotated as protein PHOSPHATE STARVATION RESPONSE 1-like. Gene Ontology annotation, molecular function: DNA-binding transcription factor activity; DNA binding. The transcript is spliced from 8 exons. NCBI's taxonomy places the organism in Eukaryota, Viridiplantae, Streptophyta, Magnoliopsida, Caryophyllales, Amaranthaceae. Bases 381 to 1871 code for a protein of 496 amino acids. The record is from RefSeq and is a predicted model, not a curated record.
AGCACAAGUCCACGACCCCUCGCACCCUUGAGCAACGUCACCAAGGACACCAACCGAUUAAUCUAUGCAAAAGAUUCUCAAAAGUCAGCUUCACGCGCAACAAACAAGCGUGGCUAAUUCUUGGAGUUGCCCCUUUCAAUUUUGUUUAUGGAAGAUUAGCCAAAUAGGCCAAAUUACCAAGGACCAAACCCAUUCACGACCGUUCACUUCUCGACGCCGGUGAUCCUUUUUCACCUCCAAAUCAAUCCUAAUCUUCAAUAUUAUUUCAAUAUCAUUGUUGUAAUCCCUUCAAUUUUUCUGAGUUUCCUUCCAAAUUCAAGUCUUUUUUAUUACAGGAUCUGAAACUGGAAGGUUAUCCCAAUAUUUUUUAAAGGCCAAAUAUGGAUGGACACCCUGCUAUAUCCAUUCAGAGAUCUGGUCCAAGACAAUUGGGUGCCUCUGGAGCUCUGUCUUCAUCCUUGCCAGUCCUUUCUAGUACCUUGGAAGAGAAGUAUCCUAAAUUGCCUGACUCCCAGCAGGUCUCUAUGGAAAGGGAGCUUGUUACUGAUCCCUCGAUCUUUCAUUCAAAUCCAUUGCCGUCCAAUACUCUUGUCAACCAUAUGUUCUCAUCUUCAUCAGGAUACUCUCCCGAUGUUCAUUUCUCUCCUGCCUCCCGUGAAAACUAUUCUAGUAACUCCCCGUAUAUACCUCCAUCUGCUAACAAUGGAUCGUCAUUGGCUCUAAUGCCUUCUACUCGCACAGAUCUUAUUCAUUCAUCUACAUCUAGUAAUUAUACUAGAGGAAACAACAACCUCUCAUGGUGCUCAGAUUCAGGAUCUGGUUUCCCUGAUUUUACCUCCCACAGCUCCAUGUCAAGUGGCCACAUCCAGGGAAAUGGUGAUGGUGGCAGUAAUCUUGUAACACAUGAAGACCUUGUCAAGCGUCAUGAUUGGCAGGAAUGGGCAGAUCAGCUAAUCACUGAUGAUGAAUCACUUAGUUCUAAUUGGAGUGACUUGCUUAUUGAUGCCAAUGCCACAGACCAUGGAAUGAAGAUGUCAAAUCAACUAGUUAAUUCAACUUCAAAUUUGUUGAUGCACCCAACACAAAGUCAGCAGCAGCCUUCUAUAUCAUCAGCAGAAGUUGCAGCAGUUGCAAGCCCGGCUUCCACAGGUAGUGGUCCAGCCAAGUCACGGAUGCGCUGGACCCCAGAGCUUCAUGAAGCCUUUGUGGAAGCAGUCAGUAAGCUUGGUGGCAGUGAAAGAGCUACCCCUAAAGGUGUUUUGAAGCUGAUGAAGGUUGAAGGCUUGACCAUCUAUCAUGUGAAAAGUCACCUGCAGAAAUAUAGAACAGCUCGAUACAGGCCAGAGCCUUCUGAAGGUUUAUCUGAAAAUUUGUCAACUCCUGUUGCAGACUUGUCAUCUUUAGACCUGAAAGCGGGUAUGGAUCUCACAGAGGCAUUAAGGCUGCAGAUGGAAGUUCAAAAGCGUUUGCAUGAGCAGCUUGAGAUUCAAAGAAAUUUACAGCUGCGAAUAGAAGAGCAAGGAAGAUACCUCCAGAAGAUGCUUGAAAAGCAGUCCAAGUCUGGGGCUGAAAAUCUCAAGAUUGAUUCUUUGACAGUUGAAGAGCCUUCUUCCCAGGCAUCACCAAUAACUGGGAAGGAUGUAGGUCUUGAGGGUGCAUCUGCUCGAGAUCAAAAUGACACAGGAAAGCCAACUGAUGCUCCCUCAACACCUGGAGAGACGUCAGGAAGGAGAGAAGGAAAGGCACCCAGAACUGAAAUUGCUGAGCGUCAAAACCCUUGUGAUAAAGAUUUGUCGGAUCUGCAACCAUGUAAACGCAGUAAAAAAACUGAGCCAAACUUACCUGCAACUUCAAAACCUCCUGAAGAUUGAGUGAACCAUAUCAUGAAACCGUUGCUGCUUCCGUUCUUAUCUAGUGUGGUAGAUGUAGCCAAGGCCGUGUUUCAAACACGAGAUAUAGUAGUAACACUUAUGGACUUCAGUAUUGCUUAUAAAGAGUAAGCUUGAAAUAUGUAGAUGUUCCUUGCCCUCAACCCCUCUAAAUUUCCAUCUAGAUAAAAGGAAAACUGGGGCAGUAUUAGUUGAUCAUGGCACCCGAUGGCUCAUUUGUUUUGCUUAGCCUGUAAUUUAUACUGUCCUAGUACAUACUGAGUAAUGCAGUUCAGGUGUCACCUAGCUGUAUUCUUACGGUUUGCUAGAGAGAUUAUAGUAAUAAAGCCCUAGCAUGAUGUCAGCGAAUUCUAUCCCCUGUACAGUGAUGAUCCUCCCCAUGGAAAUGAAUGAGAUGACUUUUUGAUUAGCUUCAGUUUUCUCGGAUUCGACUUUCUGCCGUAACAUCAUCAUCAACUAGCUUAUUGAUGCAGUGAUAUUUUUCUGGGUAUUUGUUUUACUGACGCCAGAAAAGGAAACUGGUAUUUCUUGGGGCAAUGGUCAUUUAUAUCUGUUAUAAUGUUCAUUCAGUCUUAACUUUCUAUGUUGUUUACUGUCAACAGUUUGGAGUUUUGUUGUACGGUCAAUGUCAUGAAAGGCACCCCUCAGCCAAGUAA